Molecule: messenger RNA, 6512 nt
Organism: Phyllopteryx taeniolatus (common seadragon)
Lineage: Eukaryota; Metazoa; Chordata; Actinopteri; Syngnathiformes; Syngnathidae
Product: collagen alpha-1(XVII) chain-like
Exons: 51
Coding region: 378-5927 (1849 amino acids)
Source: RefSeq, a predicted model, not a curated record
CAAAAAAACAUUUGGGGAGCAGUUGUGGCCAUGGAGCCGCAGGAGGAGUUUUCACUCACUGUUUUCAAGUUUGCAGACGGACGCGUUCACGCGUCGUCUCCGGCUGUGGGACUUUGGAACUCCCAACUGCUACACCUGCCUGCCAAGCGGCGCUGAGGGGCGCGGCCGGGACCUCUGCCCGCAAAUCUGGGCUGCGACUUUACUUGGGCCACUAAAAAAAAAGUCACAACAAGGAGCGGAGAGGACUUUUUUUUUUUUGUUUUUUUUUCCCGCAGGAACAUCCCGGGGCUUCUUCACGCACGCUGCCCCCCACCCCGAAAGGAGUUCCACGCAGACGGGGGCACUUGAUUGACUCCGUUGGCUGGAGAUAAGAUGGGAUGGACGAGCUAACGAAACUGGCGGCCUUCUCAGGAGACUUGGCGAACGAACAGGUUGUGACGGAUUCCCUGACGUCCACCGGCAGACUGACAUCCCUCCCGCCAAAGGGAACCGGGGGAUCGAGUCACAGGAUCAUGGCCAGCAGCAGCGGCGCUGGAGGAGGAGGAGCCUUGGAGAAGAACAUCUUAACCCAGAAGAGCAGCACAACUUACUUCACUUCUUCUUCAGUGGGCGUGAGCAGCAGUAACUACAGCUCCUCCUCGGGGGUUUACCUUGGAGGAGACGCCAACGGCGUGGGCGACGGCGCCGGGAGCUACCCUGAUGGCGAGGGCUACGGCAGCGGCGGCGGCGGCGGAGUAGGAGGAGGAAGCAGCUACGUCGUCAGCUCGGUGACCAAGGUCAGCUCGUCGGGCAGCGGCGGAAAGAGAACGCAGGCCGCCUCCGCGGACAGGAAGCACGCAGCGUCCAGCCGCUCUGGAGGUUACGAGGGGAGUUCCAGUGCUAAUUCCUCCCCGGAAUUUUCCCGCAAAGACUACGGAAUCUAUUGCUCCGGCAACACCAGAGGGAGAAGCGAGAGCCGAGAGAGCGAGAUCCGCGCCCGGCUGCAAAGCGCCUCUCCCACGGCCGGCAGAUGGGCGGAGCUCGACGACGUGAAGAAGCUGCUGAAGGUUCGCUCCAGCAGCUCCAGCCCCGCCCGCGCCUCCAGCACCUCGGCCAUCAUGAGCGGCCCCAAGAAGGCCAGCGUGGAGACCCAGACCAUCUCUGUGACCUCUCGGGCCUCGCAAUCGGUGUUGACAUUUGGUUCCGGUGGCAGAUCGGAUGGCUUCCGCACCGUAGACUCGUCCGGCUUGCUCGAAACGGGUCUGACAGCCGGCCAGUUCUAUACGGGCGGCAAAACCAGCCAUUAUGAAGGCAGUCUCAAAUCGGGCCACUACAGUGACGCGGGGAGGUCAGACAUUGGCGUGAGGUCAGUCACGUAUGAAACAGGCGUGAGAUCUGGCCAGUACGGUACCGGUGCGAGAUCAUUAUCGUAUGAUACAGGGGUGUGGACAGGACAGUAUAACGGUAGCGCCAAAGCAGGACAGUACGAUACUGGCGUCAGAUCCCUGACGCAGAAUACUGGAGCCGUAUCCGCCCAGUAUAAUGGUAGUUUGAGGUCAGGCCAGUACGAUACUGGUGCCAUAUCAUCCCAGUAUGGCGGUAGUUUGAGGUCCGGUCAGUACGAUACUGGAGUGAGGUCAUCCCAGUACAGUAUCAGUCAGAAAUCCGCCAUCCACGACUCCGGCGUGAGGUCGACCCAGUACGACUCGGACGUCGCGCUUCCGGCCUUCCCGUGGUCCGUCGCCACUUUGCCCUCCGGCUCCGGGACCACCGUGGUGGCGGCGGGCACCGGCAGCAGUUACGCGUACCAGGCCGGCGCCAACAAUAUGUCGGGGGGAGCGACGCCCGUUGGCCUGGGCGCACCAUCCCUGUCAGUUUAUGGCUUUCAGAAUAAUUUGGCGCCCACUUCUGGCAGUGCAAUCACUACAAGCGGCACAAAUGCCAACAUGACAACUUAUGGAAUUCAGAAAAACGUGUCUGGUGUUGGCGGUGGUGUCGUUGGCACCGGAGUCUCUUCAACCACGAGAUCCCAAAACGAGGACGCGUACAAGGACUACAUGUUCGUGAAUUCAGACAAGGACAACGCCAGGGACACGGAAACGCUCAUUUUGGCCAAAGACAGCGGCAAGCAGUUCACCAGGACUGUAGGAGGAGGUUCCCUCUCGAGCGACUCCAUCCAGAAGGAGAAGCUCAUCACAAGCUACGGCGAAGGAGGUCAGCUCAAGGCAGGAACAGGAAACGCCUACUAUGGAUCCUCAGGAGUUCUAAUGAAAGACAAAGGCACACAUGCACAGCUUCGCAAGAAGGGUGGCGUCUGCGGCUGGUGUUGCUGUUUCGACGCCUGUUGCUCGUGGUGGAAGUGGCUGCUGGCAUUCCUGCUCCUCUUCUUGCUCCUGCUCGGUCUCCUCUUCGGCCUCAUUGCACUGGCCGAGGAUGUGAGAAAGCUGAACAAUCGCGUGGCCACUCUGGAGAGCGAGUCGGCCAUCAUCUCUGCUCGCACCAGUCGCCUCGUAGGUCUUGGCGGCAACACCUUCGUGGACGGUGGGGACCAGUCCAAAACGGACAUAUUCGUAUUUGGAGGAGGAGGCUCGGACUCCAGUUCUGGAACGCAAAUCGGAGUUGCUGCUGGUGCUGGGGGCGGUAGUUCUGCUGGGGGCGUGGGUGUCAGUGCUGGAGCUGGAGCUGGAGGUGCUGGUGACACCAGUGGUACCAGCAUGGGUGGAGGCACUGGAGCCAGUGGUACCAGUAUGGGUGGCGCUGGAACCAGUGGAACCAGCAUAGGUGGCGGUGGAACCAGUGGAACCAGCAUAGGUGGCGGUGGAACCAGUGGAACCAGCAUAGGUGGCGGUGGAGCUAGUGGAACCAGCGUAGCUGGCGGUGCUGGAGCCAGCGGAACCGGUGCAAGUGGUGGCGCAGGCACCAGCUUCGGUGGCGGCUCCAGUUCCGGUCGUACUACCAUCCUUACUGGUAGUACCCACACCAGUGGCGCCAGUGGCGGUGCUGCCGCUGGUGCCAGCGGAACCGGCUCCAGCGGCGGCGCAGGCACCAGCGGAACCAGCUUGGGCGGCGCCGGCAGCAUCGGCGGCGGCUCGUCUUCUAGCCACACCACCAGUUUCACCGGCACCUCCAGCGUGAGCCACAAUGGCGGUCAGGGCUUCUGGACCAGCGGGACCGGUGGUUACGUGGACGCCGCCGCUCUUCACAUGGCCAUCCAGCGCAUGGUGAGAGGGGAAAUGCAGUCGCAGGCAUUCCAAGCUUUUGUAACAGGCGCAAUGCAAGGAGAAAGAGGACUGCCUGGACCUAAAGGUGACAAUGGUCAACCCGGAUUUCCAGGUGCUCCUGGUCCCAUUGGGCAUGAGGGUCCUCAGGGUCCAAAGGGCCAGAAAGGAAGCCAUGGUGAACAUGGAAUGGAGGGUCCUCCUGGUUUGAGGGGGCGAGAAGGCCCUCCUGGACCCAGAGGUGAAGCAGGAUUUGGCACCAAAGGUGAAAAAGGUAAUUCUGGGGAACCUGGAGUCCCUGGUCAAAAAGGUGCUUCCGGGCUCCUUGGAGCACCAGGUCCUCAGGGUUUCCGCGGAGAAGCAGGGUCACCCGGUCUUAAAGGUGAUCGUGGUUUACCUGGUCUUCCCGGGCCGGCUGGAGAGAAAGGAUCAAAGGGAUCAACAGGACAAGAUGGGGCAAAAGGCUCAAGAGGUGAUCUUGGCAGUCCUGGCCACCCUGGACUUCGAGGUCCAGCUGGGCCGCCAGGAGAUGCUGGACCUCCAGGACUACCAGGCAAUCCAGGUCAAUCAGGCCAAAAAGGUGAUACAGGGGAAGCGGGCAGAAUUAUCAAUGCAGCCGGUGUCGCCACUGUACAUAUCCCUGGACCACCUGGGCCUCGCGGACCUCAGGGAGUAUCAGGUCCCGCUGGCCCAUCCGGUCCUGCAGGUCCUAAAGGUGACAGAGGAGAAUCAGGAUCAACAGUGAGGACGUCUGAGAGUUUCAGCUCGAGCGUAGCUGAGAGGCAGUUUGCUUCUGGUGGUGUGUCAUCCCCAGCCGGCCCACCGGGUCCACCUGGGCCACCUGGACCUCCAGGUCAGCCAGGUUACGGAAGACCAGGACCUAAAGGUGACAAAGGGGAUUCUGGUUUUACAUCCAGCUCUGGAACCUUCUAUACUGGGCCACCAGGACCACCAGGGCCUGCUGGGCAAAAAGGAUCCACAGGUUCUCCUGGACCAAGAGGCUACCAAGGUGAACCAGGACAACCCGGCUUGCCAGGAAGACCAGGAAGCUUGGAGAGAGUGUCCACCUAUACUGGAGAACACAGAGUGCAAGGACCCCCAGGACCACCAGGGCAUCCUGGACUGCCAGGACCACAGGGAGUCAAAGGUGACACUGGAGCUCCUGGAAUUCCCGGAUCUUCUCGAGGCUCAGUCACCGCAGGGACUCCCGGUCCUCCAGGGCCUCAAGGACCUCCCGGACCUCCUGGGUCCUUCUCUUCAUCCAUCGAGAUGCGCCAGUACUUGACGGACUACCUAAGUAGAAGCAGACAGUCUGGCGUUCCAGGACCUCCAGGUCCACCUGGACCUCCAGGACAACCCGGAACCUUCUCGGGUUCCAUAGAGGAGAUCUCCGCUCGUAUUGUAGCCUACUUGCGGCGUUCGGGCUCCAGCUCGGGCAUCAGCAUUGGUGUUCAGGGUCUUCCGGGACCACCUGGACCCCCUGGACCCGGAGGGGCCCUGACGGUCAGUGGUCUGAUUGCCAUGCUGCAGAGAGAAGAGGUGAGGAGAUACCUGUCAGGCCCACCGGGUCCUCAAGGACCACCCGGACCACCAGGAGGUCCGGGAGGGAUUUCUAGCAUUUACAGUAUCGAGGAGGUAGCAACAUAUGUCUUCAACAUAAUGAACGACAGAGGAAUCGCGAGAGGACCACCCGGACCACCAGGGCUCCCUGGGCCUCCAGGAGCUGGCGGCUCAGGCGGCACGGGCGGCACGGGCUAUUCAACUGUUUCAAUCGAUUACUCCGCGCUAGUUAGAAAUCCAGAGUUCCGUACAUGGAUAGGUUCUGCUGUGCACCAAGGUUCCCCAGGUCCUCCUGGUACUCCUGGUCAACCAGGAUCCCCCGGUCCUCAAGGGCCGCCUGGAGUAUCCACAACCACUGUGUUGGGGGCGGGCGGUCGCGGGUACAGCUUGGAGGAGCUUCAGCGUAACCUGCAGGGCUCUGGCCUCAGAGGUCUUCCAGGCCCUCCCGGACCUCCAGGCCCUCAAGGACCACCCGGUAGCUCCGGUGGUACCGUUUCUUACAGCGGAACCUUCCCCCGGGACACCAUCCGUACUGAAGUUCACGACUACCUGACUACCGAUAGCGUUCGACGCGCCUUCAUUGGACCCCCAGGCCCUCCGGGGCCGAGGGGCCACAAGGGAGAUCGUGGCGAGCCGGGUUACAGCCAAAGACACACCAGCCAGAGUCACAGCUCCUCUCAGAGCGACUCUCGCCACGUAUCCCAGCAGCACGAGAUUGACGUCAGCAAGCUGAGCGAGACCUUGGACUACAGCAGCGUGGCCCUGAAAGUCUCCGACUACAUCAAGAACCAAGGCCUCCUUCAGGAGUACCUGGUGGAGGGUCCUUGGAGGACGAAUGUAAGAGCUGUCCAAGGCCCUCCCGGCCCACCGGGACCACCCGGAGCGCCCGGUUACAGCCGGGUAAUCGCGGCCUAUGGCAACGUCACGGCUGACCUCAUGGACUUCUUCAGAACUCACGGGACCAUCCCUGGUCCUCCAGGAGUCACCGGACCAAGAGGAGACAGAGGCUACCCGGGACCCAAGGGAGAUAAGGGUGAUGCCGGACGUCCGGGUUUACCAGGAAUUCCAGGGACGUACACGAUCCAAAUUCCACAUCGAGUACAGAGGAGGAACGCGGGAGGUAAAGUAAUCAAGCGGGAGCAGCAGGAAGGUCCAGCAGAUGGCGGCUGAAGCAUGGCUACCACUUUCUUCUUCUCUGUUCUCAACGGAAGGAAAAAAAAAACUUUAGUAAUGAUUUUAUCUUUAGCUUUGCUGCUGGCCGGUGUUUUGUUUUUUGGACAAACAUUUUUCCAUUGCUCAUGUGGAUGUUUAAUAUUUGCUUAAUUUUUUUGGAUGAAAAUAUUAUUAUAGUAGGAUUAAGCUUUAGACUGAAGCGUUUCAUUUUUUGAGUAUUCUACUGUAUUGAGGUCAAUGCGUUAAUUGCUGUUUCAUGAAAAUUAUAUUAUAAGCCACUUGCCACACAGGCCUCCAUGAUCUCUCCAAAAAGGAUUUAAAAUUACAUAAUAGAACAUAUUUAUGUUAGCAUUGUAGAAUUAGCAUUCACUCAGCCAUUGAUUGAUUGCUGUAUUUAGGACCGAUUAUUACUGUACUUGAAGAAAGAUUUGUAGAUUAAUAUUUAAAUGAAGCGAUAUUCCGCUUUAGGGCUGCAGACGAAGCUGAAGGAAUAACUGAUUAGAUUGUAUAUUUUUGUAUGAGAGAACACUGACUUUAUACCAUCACAUUUCUUUUUUGGAAAAGAUUAAAUUAUAAAUUGCU